Molecule: messenger RNA, 1047 nt
Organism: Schistocerca americana (American grasshopper)
Lineage: Eukaryota; Metazoa; Arthropoda; Insecta; Orthoptera; Acrididae
Exons: 1
Coding region: 1-1047 (348 amino acids)
Source: RefSeq, a predicted model, not a curated record
AUGUCUACUGAAGAUAAGCAGGUUUGUGAGGCAGUAGUUGAAAGGAAGGGGAUAGGACAGGAAGACAGAGAGGAUUCGGGAAUCAGUGAUAAUGGAGUGUCAUUAGAUAGCCCAUUAGCACAUUCAACUAGUUAUCCCAAGACACCGGGACAAACGAUGGGUAAUAAGUCAGUUUCAGAGGAUGCAGAUAGGUGGUCGAAGUUGGUAGACUUGAUAAAGGAGGGUUUACAAGAAAGAAGAGAAAUAGUAGAAAAAUUUAGAGAAGCAGUAAAGGAAGAUUUCCAAAAAACUAGAGAAUCAUUAAAGGAAUGUUUUCGAGAAACAAGAGAAAGGAGGGAAAUAUGCUACAAAUCCCUAAAGGAAGAUUUACAAGAAACUAUAGUACAAGAGAUCAAAACAUCGUACACGAAGAUGGAAUGUAAUCUGAAGAAGGAAAUGCAGGAGUUACCAGAACGACUGAAGAUGAACGUCGAUAAGAGAGAGAGUAAGCUACAGGAGAAUAUAGACCAAGUCCAGGGAGACGUGGAAAAGAUAGAAGGGAAGCUAACAAAAAAGAUAGAAGACGAUAUUGAAGAAACUAAAGCCGAAUUGGGAGAAAGGGUCACCGAAGUGGAAACAAAUUACGAUCAUGGAAUCGCCGAGAUAACGCAGAUGCAGAAACAAUGUAAUGAUGCGGUUAAGGGGAUAGGAGAUAGUCAAAACCAAUUGGCUGUCAAUCUGGGAAAUGCUAUAGCCAUGCGACGAGAAGAGGAUAAUCAGAGGGUUGCAAUGGAAGGCGAGGCUUUCACUUGGGGAAUUAAGAAGAAGGAAGGGACUAAGGUUAAUGCAAAAUCAAAGAAAAUAAACUCUGAAAUAAAUAAAUUCAACCACGUUUAUAAGGGACCAUACAGGAUUAUAAAAAUUGGUCAUCCUAACACUGUGGAGUUGGAGUAUGCACGGACAAGGAGAGUGCAUGGUAAGGAACAUGUGGAAAACAUAAAAAGGUACUACUCACACGAGAACAGGGAUAACCCAGAUGAGGAAGAGGUACGAAUUGAAGAAAGUUAA